CCCGCGGCCCAAGAGCGCGCACGCCGCCGCCACGGCUCCCUGCAGCGCCUCUGGUCGUUGCCUCCUUCGCUCGGCUUGUGGCCCUUUGCCUUCGCGGCCUGCAAGCCCGGGUCCGCCCGAGAAGGAAGGAGGGAGGGAGGGAGGGAGGAAGCCGGCUGCCCUCUGGCGGGGAGGGGCCCCAGCCCCGGCCUGCCUGCCUGCCUGCCCCUCGGACCCGAUCCCCCGAAGAAGCAGCACCGCCUCAGAAAAUGAUGCAUCCUGUUGCAAGUGGUAACUCCCCUUUCUGUGGGACUGGAAAGAGUUCUUGUCUUAAUGAUGACAACGGGACACCAGCUGACCAGUUUGAUUUAUAUUCGACGCAACAAACAAAGUAUGGCCACACAGUCAGCCACAAGCCAAUACCAUGCCAGAGACAAGAUCCAUUAAAUGAGCCACAUUUGCAGACCACAAGUGGCAGGAGUAUAGAGACGAAAGAUGAACUGAAGAAAAAGAAAAAUCUCAACAGAUCUGGUAAACGUGGAAGACCUUCGGGGACCACAAAAUCAGCGGGAUACAGAACAAGCACAGGUAGACCGCUGGGAACCACCAAAGCAGCUGGAUUUAAGACAAGUCCAGGCAGGCCCUUGGGUACAACUAAAGCUGCAGGAUACAAAGUCAGCCCAGGGAGACCUCCAGGUAGCAUUAAAGCUCUCUCACAGCGUGCUAAUCUAAGUUAUACUUGUAGCAGUGCAGCCUUCCCUUACUCUGUGGUCCAUAACAGAGCUUUGCAUGCUGCCGCUGAGACAAGUAGUAAAAUCAAGCAACCCACUGAAUGAAGGAGGAGGAAUCUGAACAGUAAUUCUUUUUUAAAUUAUCCAACUUGUGGCAUGUUUUUUCACUUAUUUUGUAACUUUUCCAUAACUUACUUUCUUCUGUUUUAUUUUUUUAAGAUGUCAUAUCAUAAUCAUAUAUGUUUCUUGUGUUUAGAAGUGGACUCCUCAGUGAUGCCCUUGUUUGUUUCCAGAAAGUAAUUACUAAUAUUCUAAGUGACAAAAUACUUGUCUGACCAUCUCAGCUAAGUGGUUAACAACUGACUGAAAUAAAGGAAUUCUGUCUCCUAGGUUAUUUAAAGUCACAAUAAAUUGAAAAAUAUAUAAAAAUAGACUAACAAAAGCCAAUCAUUUAGUACCGUUUUACUAAUAAUUGUUCUGUCAAUUUUGCAAUGUAUUUUACCUUUCCCCCCUUUUUCAUGUUUAAGUAGGAGAGACUAUAAAAUAAAUUUUCCACAAUUGCUGGAACCUAACACAGACCUCAAGUAUUUGUAGAUACUUCAAAACUUAAAAAAUAUAUUUUUCAAAAAGUUGUCAUUCCAGGCAGUCAUUGUGUUAAAAGUGCUAUCAGUUUCGAGUAAUUCAGUAUUUUCAACACCUGAUAUUUUUGAAGUGCUAUUUUGCCAUUAAAGUUUGGCAACUCUUCUCAAUAUACUAAUUAUUGGCCACUGACAUAUACCUAAGACUACACAUACCAGAUUACAAAAAUUAAAUAUUUGAAAUGUUUUACAAAUAACUUCCAAAAAGUGCUAUCAAAUAUGCAUAUUACUUAUAGUCCUAGUUGAGAUUUUGACUAAGAUUUUACACAUUUUUGUACUUUUAACUUCCAAGUGAUUUAGAUAACCUUGGGUCUCCACAGAUGUGUAUAAUAUUUGGCUUUUAUCCCAAAUCUGUCCAUAAAUUUAUGAAUUCCAAAUAAUUUACAAUAUCUGCAGUUUUUAAAAAUACUUGGUGUGACUUAAACACACCUUUUCAGAUAGAAGAUGUUGUCAUUUUUAAUAGUAUUGCCAGUAGAAGUCUUAUUAUUUAUCACUCAUACUGUAGCUAAGAGAGCAUAUAUUUACCAAAGGAAGACAUUUCAUGGUUCAUAAUUGGAAAUGAUACAGCUGAUGCACAAGCAAGUUGUAAUUUGAUGUGUUUAUAGACCCAGAUAUAUAACAGACUAUAGGAAUACAUCUAUGCAUGGAGGUGCAGAACUAUAAAUACAUUUUCUGACAUUUUAUGCACCUAAAAUAAAUGUUCUACAUUAAAUUGGGUAUGUGUUGUUAUUUUCAAAUGUUUGUAUGAGAAAGGGAUACAAUGUAUAAUACACAUAUUACAUUGUAAUGGAAGAAAACUCUCAAUAUUGAGGAUAUUCCAAAUAUUUCUUUAGAAUUAUAGCUUGUCAGAAACUAAGUUUACAUAUAGUUAUAGAUUAUUAUUUUUUAAUUUUAUCUUCAAAUAGACAUGAUAAAGAAGUUAUGAAUACAUAUUUACAAAUUCAUGGGGGCAGAAGUCUUUCUGGUUAAUUAGAGAGAUUAAAAUGAACGGUAUUCUUUUUUUUUUCUUUGUAAAAUAAAAUGAUGUGGCCUGCUGAUGUUUUGAUAUGACAACUCUGAUUUUUGGUAAUGACAGCUUCAGAAAUGGAUGUCAUUUCAUGCCUUUUUUAUCAGGAAAAAAGCAGCAAGCCUUCAGGUGUUCCAGUGAUGCCUAACUCAUAAUGAGCUGGACUUUCUCCUGUAUUUUAUAAUAGGUAUUGAAUUGUUUUUGGGGGACUUUGUAUGCACUGGCAACCAUGAACCUCAACAGUACUGGAAGGCUCUUUAAUCAUGUAAACUAAUGGCAGCUAAACUGCUAGUAAAAUCGGGUUUGUUAUUAUUAUUAUUAUUGCUGUAGCUAUGAAGCUCAUUAUAUACUUCUUCAAGUAACUUUGGAGGUAUGAAACUUAUUUUUCCCCACAGUGUGAAACUUUCGACACACACACAAUGCUAAUGUGAGCUAAUUAACCCUCAGGACUCUUUUUGUUACACAAUCUUUUUCUCCCAACUGGAAAGACUGCUUCAGACUCUUUCUGACCUUUCUUGGAAAGCAGCUGAAUGUAAAAACAAGAAUGACAUACAUUUAUGGCAAGGAGCAAGUUGCAUGUCACCAGUGUACCUUUGAGUGACUACUACUUAUCACCUCCUCCUUUUCUCAUGCUAUUCUUUCUUUAACUUCUGACAUGUGCAUCUUCUUAGAGAUGCCAUUCAGCAUUUUGGGAGUUAACAUAAGUGCAUUGUUGUUCUAGUAUAGUGAAUUUUGUAUUCAAGUAUGCUAAGAAAAUAAUGAAAUUAUGUAAGCAAUGUAAGCUCAUUUAUGUUUAUUUUAUGAGAUGGAAUACACCCAUUUCAAAGGCUAAUGUUGUCAGUUGUGGGAAAAUAAAAACCCUCUUCCAUUUUUCUAAAGGCAGUUUUAACACCUUGGAUUUGUUAAUGAGGCCAGAAGAACACUGUUGGGCAUUUCCUGAUUCCAGUUCAUUUAUCCUCUACUGUGGUUUACAAGUGCCAUGAUGUGGGGGGAAAGCAAAAGUCAAGGACAUGAGAUGUUUGAAUGAUAUAUUCAAAUAUUUUUGCUACUCUUGUAUAUAGUCUUCAGAAUACAUUGUGCUCUUCUUCUUUUUGUAACACUGUCUCUUGUCAUGACAAACACUGAAACAGCAUGUUCAUUCUUAUACUUUGAUAUUAUUGGGCAGUGGGAAGAGGAAUGCCCUUUUUCAUUGUAGUAUUAAUACAUGAUUUGUAAAGCAAAAUGAUAAUUUUAUAUUAUAUACAUCUGCUUUUAGCUAGGAUUGUUGAUGUGUAUUGGCACUGUUCAGAAAAUCUACAUGUCAGACUUCUACUUUCUUUACUUUUUUGUUAAACAUAUACAUUUUGUCUUAUUUUUUAAUAAAGCAUUUAGUAUCUUUAAGCAUUAAUAAGGAUCUAUACUGAAGAAGCCUCUACUUUAAACACAAACAGAAAUUACUGAUCACUUUCUGAUGAAAUUUACUUAAACUAUAGAACCAAAUAACGUUUAACUACUAAGUUUGAAGUCUUGCACUGGAUAUUUUCAAAAUCUUGACACAGCCAUUAGUAGAGGCUUUAAUCACAAAGGGGACUAAAUAUUGUGAAAAUAGCACUUUUUGAAGAAAAGGCAGGCAGUUUCAUUCACUGCACCUAGGUUUUUUUCAUGUAUUGCAGUUUUUAAAAAAUCAUUAAAUGUCAUCGAUUAAGACUCAUCCACCAUUAUUUUGCAGUGGACCAUUUUAUUGUAUUCCAGACUUUCUUUCAGUCUUUGGACAAAUUCAGUUAAAUCAAUUAUAUGGGUAAGAAAUUCCCUAAUCUACAAUGCAGAAAGCAGUUAAUAUCAAUUUUUUUUUUACAUUUUCAAGAGUUUUGAAAGGCAGUGGCAGAAAUAACUUUUGUCCUAUUUCAUAAGCUCUGUUUUUCAUUACUAUAUGUACAGUAAAGUAUAACAUAACUUACUGAAUACAAAAGAGUUGCUUGCAAUCAGAGCUCUGGAUUUCUGCCUAUGCUUACAUAUUUUUAUUAUAAAUACAUUUAACAUAGUUCAAAUAUAGUUAUGCACACCAGAAAGAACACUAAAGCAACCUUUCCUUUGGCUUUUUUCCCCAAAAUAAGUAUCUCAUUUAAAUGAGUCUGCUAUGUAUAAACCGAUUUCAUCUUGAAAGUUAUAGUAACGUUGUUAAAGUUUAAUAAACUUAUGCUUAAAUGGGCCACGUCCACAUUUUCAUCAUUCACAAUUUGUGUUUCCUAUGAAACAUGUUAUUUUUAGUGGAAACAAUUGCUCAUUAAGUAUCAUCACCUUGUCUUCUGCUGUAAAAAGUCUGAUUAGAUACUGUGUAUGUUCUUAAGUCCAUGAACUUCAGCUACUCAUGUGCAAUUGUCUGUAUGGGAAUGGAGUAGUGUUCAUGAUCUGUAUUAUUUACAUCACCAUAUGGAUGUAUAUUUAUUAAUAAAGUAAUUGCCCUAAACACCAA
Molecule: messenger RNA, 4806 nt
Organism: Anolis sagrei ordinatus
Lineage: Eukaryota; Metazoa; Chordata; Lepidosauria; Squamata; Anolidae
Gene: C2H5orf24
Product: chromosome 2 C5orf24 homolog
Source: RefSeq, a predicted model, not a curated record